Messenger RNA from Ruditapes philippinarum (Manila clam), 513 nucleotides. Its product is annotated as fatty acid hydroxylase domain-containing protein 2-like. The annotation marks the transcript as partial. The transcript has 4 exons. Lineage: Eukaryota; Metazoa; Mollusca; Bivalvia; Venerida; Veneridae. The record is from RefSeq and is a predicted model, not a curated record.
AUGUGUAAUUCCGUACCAGUUUUACCGGUAUAUUGCGACAGCAGUUAGCUGAUUUACUCGGUACGGUACGUCAAAGAACAGGAAUAACCAUCUUUGACAGUUUGACAUUAGAAACAAAAGAAAAACGUUAGAAGGGUGAAAAUGGGAACAGAAUGUAUUACAGAACCAAGCGGGGCCAAGGAAACUAAAGGCCCAAAGUCUGUAAGGUUGUUGGACUCUGUAAAGAAGUAUCUAUUUGUGAUGGGCUCAUGUCUUCUACUGUUUGCAGCUGCUAGGAAUUCAUUUCAUUGGCAGGUCCACAGAAUAUGGGGAGCAACUGGAAGUUUGUGGCAGAGUUAUUGGGACUUUAUCUAUGACAAGCUAGGCCGUGACAAUGACUUCAUGUUUUGUUUUGCAGCAAUGUGGAUAGUAUCUGGAUGUGUGUUUUGGUUGGCUAAUGCAUUCUUUAUGGUGCUGGAUAUAACAGGUAUACCACAGUGUAUAAAGAAAUACAAAAUACAGGAAGAUGUCCAG